UCCUCAUAAAAAAAAAGAAAAAAAAAAAAGGUCAUCAAGUACCUAGGUAUACAAUUGUCAGCAGUAUACAAUACUUGGUUCCCAGUACCUAACUUGUGCUGUUUUCCCCUGCCAUUGCACGGAACUCGUAGUGACAGUGGGGCGUUGGAGACGGGAAGUGUUUAUGUAAGCGAACUCGCAAAAUUUCCUGUCGCAUCAGAUCACGAGUUUUCGAGACUUUGUUGGCUCGAGUCCCUCCUGUGAUAUCCCAUCGCAAGCUAAUUAAAGUCGGGAGAUAAUAGAAAGUAAAGAAGAAAUAUCUGAAGGCUUUCUUCAUUAUUUUCUAAUAAAAACAAAAUACAACAAAAAAAAUGGCACCGAACUCCAGAGCUCGUCAAGCCGAAGCUGAAGCGGCCGAUGCUGUGAUGGACGACGCGCCCACUUCGGCGCAGGUCGAGGACGAGGCUCAGGAUGAGUUUGAGGAGGCAGAGGAGGAAGAGGAAGAAGAGCAGCGGGUCAAGAUGCUUCCCGGAUCGACAGAAACUGCUGCCUCGUUUGAAUUUCUCAAGGAGGGACACACCAUGGGUAAUGCCCUGCGGUAUAUCAUUAUGAAGAACCCUGAGGUUGAGCUUUGUGCAUACGCUAUUCCACAUCCUUCAGAGCACAAGAUGAACUUGAGGAUACAGACCUAUGAGGGCACAACUGCCAUCGAGGCUUUGGAAAAGGGCCUCAAGGAUCUGCAGGAGCUGUGUGAUGUUGUGACCGACAAGUUUACAAUCGCGAGGGAUGACUUUGCAGGACGCAUGGAGAUGGACAGUUGAGCCAAAAGACCCCAAAGGGUUAACAUGGCAGUGACGUCUGCGUGCAUGAAAACGGCGUUCAGAGGCGUAAUUGGGCAGGACUGGCAUGGAAAAAGACAAAAAAGAGACUGUCGCAUUCUUCACACUUGUUUAUGUACAUACGGGCAACAUGCUUUGAUUUGAUACCAAAACCUUCCUUCUUUCUAGUCUAAUUGCGGCCCUAUUGUGGUGUUAGUCUUACCAGAUUCCGGCAUUUGCAAAGACCCAACCAACAAGGUACUUACCUCCAGG
Pyricularia oryzae 70-15 is the source of this 1070-nucleotide messenger RNA. RefSeq names its product DNA-directed RNA polymerase I and III polypeptide. Gene Ontology annotation, cellular component: RNA polymerase III complex; RNA polymerase I complex. NCBI's taxonomy places the organism in Eukaryota, Fungi, Ascomycota, Sordariomycetes, Magnaporthales, Pyriculariaceae. The record is from RefSeq and is a predicted model, not a curated record. The coding region runs from base 351 to 800 and encodes 149 amino acids. Gene Ontology annotation, molecular function: DNA binding; protein dimerization activity; DNA-directed RNA polymerase activity. Gene Ontology annotation, biological process: DNA-templated transcription. The transcript is spliced from 4 exons.